ACCUCGCUUUCCUCGCUGGUCGAACAAUGGCUGCAGUGGGACCAGGAUCCCAAAACACGCGCGGAGAUAGAGCAUCUGCGGGAUGCUGGUGCUACCGAGGAGCUGGAGCUGCGCUUGAGACAUCGUAUUGAAUUCGGGACCGCCGGUCUACGGGGUCGGAUGGCAGCUGGAUUCGCCUGCAUGAACUCAUUGACGGUCAUCCAAGCUUCGCAGGGCCUGGCAAUUUAUAUCAAGACAAAGAAGCCCGAGAUCGCCAAGCAGGGUGUGGUGAUUGGCCACGAUGCGCGCCAUAACUCGAAUCAAUUCGCCAGGCUUGCGGCCAAUGCCUUUAUUGCCCUCAGCAUCCCGGUCUGGUUUUUCGAUCAAUAUUCACCUACACCGAUGGUCCCUUUUGGGGUGAAUCACUACAAAGCCGCUGCUGGUAUUAUGGUGACUGCCAGCCAUAAUCCACCCCAAGAUAAUGGCUACAAGGUAUACUCGAACAAUGGAGCUCAAAUCAAUCGGCCUGAAGAUGCAGAAAUUUCCCAGUCUAUCUGCGAGAACCUGGAGCCCUGGUCAAGUGCCUGGAAAGAUCUUGAAACUAGCGAUUUGUUGCAUGACAAGUCCUACCAGGAUCUCUUCCCCCACUACGUCAGCCGAGUUGUGGAAUUUACGAAGUCGACUUCAUCUUACUGGAUGCCUUCGAAGAUGGAUCUUGGGAAGCCUUACAUUUACACACCUCUCCACGGAGUUGGUGAUGUCGCCUUUAAUGCAGUGUUCGAGCUGCUAGGCGUUCCGGAGCAUCACUUGCUAUCGGUCCCUGCUCAAAAAAACCCUGAUCCCGACUUUCCAACCGUCAAGUUUCCUAACCCGGAGGAAACUGGGGCUCUGGACCUUGCUAUCGAGGCGGCAAAUAAAAAGCGAUCAAUUUUGAUCUUUGCCAAUGACCCUGAUGCAGAUCGAUUUGCCGUCGCAGAGAGAGUCGAUGGAAAAAUGUUCCAGUUCACAGGUGACCAGAUCGGUGUUCUCCUGGCCACUUACCUCCUCGAUUCUUCUCGUGAUGGCGAAGGCGCCAAUGCUUCUGACAUCACCGUGCUAUCAAGCGCUGUAUCAAGUGGCUUGCUCCAAAGAAUAGCCGAGGAUAAAGGCUUCAAAUUCAAAGAAACACUAACAGGUUUCAAAUGGAUGGCGAACGAAGCUCGAAAUCUCGAAAAGAUCGGUCGCGUGGUCCCGUUCGCAUACGAAGAAGCCCUCGGCUACAUGUUCCCUUCUGUUUGCUACGACAAGGAUGGAAUCACAGCAGCUGCCGUCUUCCUCGCCGCCCACCUCGAAUGGGCCCGUGAUGGUACGAGUAUUUACCAAAAGCUCGAAAAUAUAUGGGCGUCAUAUGGCUAUCACGAAACACUGAACAAUUACUUCCGGUCACCGAGUCCGGCGCUCGCAGUUGAAUUGUUCCGCGGGAUCAGGAGCGGCCCUUUCCUCGCAGAGAUGAAAUUCGGCAACUUCAAAAUCGAGCGAUGGAGAGAUCUGACUGAGGGUUACGACUCUGCCACGCCGGAUAACAAGCCCGAGUUGCCUGUGGAUCCGACUAGCCAAAUGCUCACGCUCUGGCUGGAUAAGGGAGUGCGUUUCACAUUCCGAGGCUCGGGAACUGAGCCGAAGGUCAAAUUCUACAUCGAGAGUCGCGCAGAGCCGCAUGCACCACACCGUGAUGCUACCCAGGCCGCAUGCGACGCUUUUACUACUCUCCUGCACGAAUGGGUUGAACGCUACACCCCUGAAAUGACCUACAGCAAGCAGCUUCGUACUUCAUCGGGAUAUGUCUUGGACUUGUAG
Molecule: messenger RNA, 1815 nt
Organism: Penicillium argentinense
Lineage: Eukaryota; Fungi; Ascomycota; Eurotiomycetes; Eurotiales; Aspergillaceae
Product: phosphoribomutase PRM15
Exons: 9
Biological process (GO): purine ribonucleoside salvage; carbohydrate metabolic process
Molecular function (GO): phosphopentomutase activity; magnesium ion binding
Source: RefSeq, a predicted model, not a curated record